Messenger RNA from Centropristis striata (black sea bass), 5240 nucleotides. RefSeq names its product ring finger protein 24 (gene rnf24). The record is from RefSeq and is a predicted model, not a curated record. Lineage: Eukaryota; Metazoa; Chordata; Actinopteri; Perciformes; Serranidae. The transcript has 6 exons. The coding region runs from base 474 to 929 and encodes 151 amino acids. Gene Ontology annotation, cellular component: endomembrane system. Gene Ontology annotation, molecular function: ubiquitin protein ligase activity; zinc ion binding.
CAUUACCCGCAUCGGUCUGUGAGCGCUGAGCUGACUGGGAGGAGGUGGGAUCUGGCUACUGGUGGUAGUGGGCUUAGCAAACGUUUACGUGCGAGUCGUGCUGAUUGCCAACGACGGAUUUUUAUUUAAAAAAAAAAAGGGGGGAUCCCUCCCAUCCACUGCCAACAACAUCCACUCAUCCACUACCUUCUUUAUUUAUCGUCGGGUGUGUUAUUUUUUUUUCUGCCUCCGCUUCCCACUCAGAUCCAGCGAGGUUCCCGUUACCCACAGCCACAGCCAUCCUCCCGGGCUGUGUGAUGAGUUAGGAGCUCGGUAACACUGAGACACAGCGGCGUGUGUUGAUAGGACACUCUUCGCGUCCAGUUUGGGUCAACUUGUCGCCGUUUUAAGCCAUUUAACACCCCGAGUGAGUGAAGAAAGACACAAGAGAAGAACCUAGCUGCUACCGGGGCUGAGGGACGCGCUGAAUAUCCAUGAGCUCCGAUUUCGCUCACUACAGUUUCAGGAUGCCAAAUAUAGGGUUCCAGAAUCUUCCCCUUAAUAUCUACAUUGUGGUGUUUGGGACAGCCAUCUUUGUCUUCAUCCUCAGUCUCCUCUUCUGCUGCUACUUAAUAAGGUUACGGCACCAGGCACACAAAGAGCUAUAUGCAUACAAACAAGUCAUUCAGAAGGAAAAAGUCAAAGAGCUAAAUUUGCAUGAGAUUUGUGCGGUGUGCUUGGAGGAGUUCAAACAGAAAGACGAGCUGGGGAUUUGUCCGUGCAAACAUGCCUUUCAUAGGAAGUGCCUCAUUAAGUGGUUGGAGGUGAGGAAAGUGUGCCCGCUGUGCAACAUGCCUGUCUUGCAGCUUGCCCAGCAGGCUGGCAGCACGGAUCCCACUGUGCCAAUACAGCAGCCUCUACCCGGCAUCGAGAACCUGAACCUGGUGUAGCAGACUCAGACCCUCUCUUGUAGUACACUACAGACACACAAACACACAUCCCACCACUCAUACUCUCACCUGUACACUUUUGGUAUGAGUCUGUGGACAGAGCAGAGAAACUGGAGUUCAUGCGCAGACAGUCACAGAAAACUGUGACUCUGCAGCCAUCGUCACCUCUCGUAUCCUUGCAUUGGUUCACAAAAAGGAUUUCCUGAUAUCAGUUCUGACUGAUAUUAUAACUGUUCAUGUUUUUCUUUUCACGGACAAUGAAGAAGAGUUGAUCUAGAAGAAGUUUCCUCAUUGGCCAACAAUUGGUCGAUAACUUUUUCUCAACCAAAGCACUUUUCUGGGGACACCAGCUAAAGACGAGGAGGAAAAAAACACAAAAGCCAAGAACUACAAUACACUAAAAUAUAAAUUGUUUAAUUUUUUUUAACAAGCACUUUAUAAGAAGGCAAACCUUAAUUGCUUGUGAUUCUAGUAGCAAAGGUUAUGUUUUAUUUUUUAACAUUAACUAUUAUUUCUAUGUACAGUACAAAGCCACAUGUUUUCAUUUUUGAUUAGUAAACAUUGAUUUUUAGACAAACAAACAAAUAAUUAUAUACAUAUAUGUAUAUGUAUAUAUAUAUAUAUAUAUAUAUAUCUCACAAAGGGACAACAUUACAUUACCUAUGUCGGUAGAUAGAUCAGGAAAUUGGGACAAUGCUUUUAGUUGUGAUUGCACACACACACACACACACACACACAAACAAGUUAAGCUCAAAGCAACCUUGGGACUUUAUGUCUGACUAAAUGUGAAAGGUUUGAAUGUUAAACCCAGAAUUAUUCACACUAAACCCAUAGAAUUUUUCCCCUCGUUGCCUGUUUGUCUCUCAUUACAUUGUGACUGUUGCUACUUUCUUUUUUUAUUUUCUGUCAAUACAGGAAGGUGAUCCAGUGAACAAAUUAUAUUUUCCGUACAGUGAUUUACGAUAUAUAUAUAGUGAUAUACGAGUGCUGUAAGGCAAACGCAGGCUGUCAAACCCAGGCAUUUCUCAGAAAAACAAACAAACUUUCCAACAGUUUCAAAGUAACUUUUGCAACAACUGUGAUUAUCUAAACCAGUAUUAUGGUGUAAAACCUGGUGCUUCAUCUAUAAAACUGUUUUACAGAACAAACACAAGUAAUGAGGCAAUUUAAAACAAAGGUUUGCAACAUGUAACAUAUAUGUUCCAGUUUUAAUUUUGCUCUGCUGCUGAAUCAUCAGAGCUGUUUGAAUGUGACAUUGUCUUGCUUCAGAUGAAGGAGAAGCCUUCACAAAACAAAAUAGUCUUGUUGAUUUAUGUUUAACUAGCAUUACAUAUCUGGUUAGAAAACAAUCGAUAACUCAAUAUAUGAAGAUAGCAGCAAGAAGCAGGCUUUUGCCUUCUUCACUCUUCAGCUCCUACUUCACAUGUGCUGCAUACACAACUACAGUUAUUAAUAUUAUUUUUGCUUCUAUCUCAAUAGAUUAUUUGUAUUUAUUUUUUUAUUUAUUGCAGUUUCUUGGUACAGCUGCAUUGAGUGCACAAGUUAGCAGAUUGACUCCUGCAAACAAAAUUACUGCCCUCAGCAGAUCAUCAGCAUAUCUCUUGGUCAAGAUACACACUACUUUGUAAAACACACACACAUCAUGCACACGGGGAGGGGCUUGAGCCAUAGAGAGCCAGUGGUCAGCAGGUUGUAGUGAAGCAGCAUUUUCAUUCAUGCACGCACCCCCCCACCCCCCCAAACACACACUUACAUAAAGGGUAGCCCUGCUUUUGGCUGCAGUAUUCUGGUGCUUUCGCCUCUCUCCCUCUUUCUGUACGGUACAGAGUGCUUUUUGUUUUGUGCCACACAUACAGUAACUGCCAGCUUUUGUCGUUAUGUUUUUGUCCUCAUCUCUUGUUAGCUGCAUCUGGUAAAUGGGUUGUGCAUAAAUGUGCUGAUUGAAAAGGGUGGCUAAAAAAAAUCUGUGCUUCAGAGCAAUGGACCUAAGAAAAGCUACAGUUUGUCUUUUUCCUGUGACGCGUAUUGCCCAAUGACAAUCAAACAUUCUCAUUAUAGGCACAAUGUCAACAAGUUAGCAACCCCACCAUAAUCAUUUAAUUAAAUACAUUUGGAUCUAAUCUUAAAAUGCAUUCUUUUAAAAGGUUUGUUUACAUUACUGGUAGAAAAAUAAAAAACAACUAAACACGCUUAUAUUUUGAAUUCUAAUUGGUUUAAAACACACUCAACUCAAAUAUAUUUGUGAGAAUAUUUAAAAUUAAAAUAUAAUGACAUAUAUUGCUUUUGGCUUCAACAAAAUCCCCCACAGAGCAGCACAGGCUCCCCCGACACAUGGACGUUUUUAAAAAGUGACAAUGCGUUUCGCCUUCAAUGGCAGGAAAGCAUUGUUACUCUGACCUCUGUGGUUUGAAUGUUUCAUCUCUGCUGAAUGUCUGCCCACACCCCACAGUGAUGACCUUUGUGGUUGGGUCACAGCAUUCAGCAACGUGUAAAUGUCAACUGUUAGAUGAGAGUGAAAGCAGGAUUUCUUUAUACUGUAUGCAGCGUAUUAACCACUUGUUUCAUGCCCUUAUCAAGGUCCAAUGCUCUGACGUUAAUGAAGCACAAUGCCGCCACUGAUGAGAAACUAUUAACAUUUAAAAGCAACUCAAAAUUCAAAAAAUCAUAUUGUCCACAUUAGCCUUAUUUAAACAAAAACUGCCACAUUUACAAAAUAAAAGACCAAUAUCUCAGUCUCUUCACUCUACAGUUUAACAAUAAUAAACUUUAAGAUGAGAAAAUCAUUUUUAUUGCCUGUUAGAACCGAGGUUGUGGCUUUUUGUUGAAGAAAAUAAGCAAGUUAAGCUUCAGUAUGGUGUGUGAUGUACAGUAUUUGGCACCUUUUUUUUCUUCUUUGGUUAUGAAGAUGCUGCGACCGUUUCAUUAAACUUCUUUCUCUCUGCAUAUUUUACAGUAUGAGAACCAACAUUUUCUUUCAUACUACCAUCCCCAAAACGUAUUCAUAUAAGCAUUGGAGAUUGUUUCUGCCACUGUCCCUAAAAGAUGACAUAUUUUGUAGCUCAGUGCUAAUAACACAAGUCUUAAAGCUUUUUGUCUUGGAAUGUAAGGUUCCCGAGAGAAAGACAAGAAUAGGAGGAGAUUUAAUGUGAAAGCAUGCUAUUUUGCAUAGUCAAGUUGCCACUGAUAUCACAAUUGUUAAAUGUAUGUAGACAGUAGUAUCCGUAGUUGUGUAUUUAUACAUGAGGUGCACAAAAAAUGCUCCUUCAUAUAAACUAAAUGGCAGCUGAACACUUCCUGCCAUUUGGCCAUCUUAAGUGUCGUGUUUGAUUGUAAACACUUUUAGCCUUUCACCUGAACUUCCCCAUUUCCUUCCUGUGUGCCGUCCUGAUCCCACUGAAAACAAAGUGCCAACACAAAAUUGAACUGUUGUUAAUAAAGUCCCAGCCUGAAGAAAGAAUGUAGUGCAUUUUGAAAGGAAAAAAGAAAGGCGAGAGUCUUGGUCACAUAAUGGCCAUAAAAAAAGAAUGGAAACUGAGCCAGCCAUGAAUAUAGUAAUAAAUGGCUUUCCGCCACUGAAAUCACCAUUGACGUCAGUGCUGCUUCUGCGCUGACUCCAUUAUAAAUAGAUUGGACACAAUCAGAUGAAAUACAAACGUCAGGAGCACCGCAUCACAUCAAAAAUUUACUGUUACUCAGAGUACAAAGCGACGGAUGGCAUCAGAAAGCCAUUUAUGAUUGUCCCUCUGGGGCACGAUAUUUGAUGGCAGACUGUUCUGGAUAAAUAACACAAAAAAAACUCUACUGUUUCAUUAAAAAUGUGGUACUCAAGUCCUCUAUAGAUGAGGGUUUGGGUUCAGUGGCCAGACCAUUGUAAAUCUCUAUCACUGCCUUCCUGAGGUGAACUUUCCUCUUGUUUUUAUGGUGUGUUAUUUAUUCCUCUGGAGCUCGUAGUGCCCAUCCAACUCACAAAUAACCUCCCCUCCCCGUCUUUGUCCAACAAAUCCUCCCACCUUGACCAGCGUACCCGAGCACCCAGCUCCCCUACCCACACACCCCUUUUUGUUAACACUGAUUAUGUUUGUGGACUCUCACAGACAUUGUUUGUAAAACUAAGAAUUCUGCAGCAGAAUAUUUUUGGAGACAAUUGCUGUACAGUAUUUGUAAGCUCUAUUUUUGUAUAUUGCUAUUUUGAAGAAAAUAAUAUGCAUUUUUUUUCUUUUCUUGUUUUUGCUAAUUUCAUGUUUAUUCAUUUUAAGAAAAUGUUGCAUGUGACUGACUUGAACUGUAAAUAAAAUUUCCAAGUUUUGGAAA